UUCAUUCCUUCUCUAGUUUCUACAUUCACAUUCAUCAACCAUGUCUUCACCAACCACCACCAUUGCAACCACCUUCACCAUCCUCUUCAUCAUCCUUCUCACACCAACGCUCUCCCUCAACACCACCUUCUCCUUCCCCUCCUUCCCCCUCCGCAACAUCACCCUCCUCGGCGACUCCUUCCUCCGCAACGGCCUCGUCGGACUCACCCGCGCCACCCCCGUCCCCGCCUCCUCCUCCGGCACCCUCCUCUACAACCACCCCUUCCCCACCACCACCACCACCACCCCUUCCUCCCUCUCCACCACCUUCUCCUUCUCCAUCACCAACACCACCUCCUCCACCUCCUCCUCCACCCUCACCUUCUUCCUCAACUCCUCCCACUCCCUCUCCCUCCUCUUCCACCCCUCCCCAACCCUCCUCUCUCUCCAACUCUCCACCUCCAACACCACCACACAAUCCACCCUUCACCUCAUCACUCCCAACCCCAUAAUCACCUCAUGGCUUCUCUACAAUUCCCACAACAAAAAACUCUAUGUCUACUUAAACUACUCAUCAUCAUCAUCAUCAUCAUCAUCAUCAACCUCCUCCAAGCCUCAAAACCCUUCCUUGGCCGUUGACCUUGACCUUGAUCACUACUUCAACGACAGCCUCUACGUGGGGUUCUCCGCUUCCACGCUAGGAAGCACCGACCUUGUCCAACUCAUGACUUGGAGCUUCGAGUUUCAAUCUUUUGAGAAACCUGAUUUCAUCAACUUGCACCCCCACAACGGUUCUUUGAGCCCCUCGACUUUUGUUGCUUCCAGCUCCACCGAGGGUAACCGUGGCAAGAGGUUUGUGAUUGGUCUUGGUGUUGGUGUUGUGGUUCCUGCUUUCUUCUGCUUGGUGCUUGUGGUUUUGGGCUAUGUUUCUUUCCAAAAGUGGCGUGGUGUGAGGAGGCGCAAGGGUUUUGCUUUGGGGGCUCCGGGGUGUUGUCCCAAGGAGUUUGGUUACAAGGAGGUGAAGUUGGCCACUAAGGGGUUUCAUGCUUCCAGGGUCAUUGGGAAGGGUUCGUUUGGGACGGUCUACAAGGCUUUGUUUGAGGCUUCUGGGACCGUUGCUGCGGUUAAAAGGUCAAGGCAAUAUGAAGGGCGAACUGAGUUCCUGGCUGAGCUUUCUGUUAUAGCAGGUUUGAGGCACAAGAAUUUGGUUCAGCUUUUAGGAUGGUGUGUUGAAAAGGGUGAGUUGUUGCUUGUGUAUGAGUUCAUGCCCAAUGGGAGCCUGGACAAGGUGCUUUACCAAGAAUGUGAAGGUGGGAGUGGGACUAAUAAUAACAAUGUGUUGAGUUGGUUUCAUAGGGUGAACAUUGCUGUUGGCUUGGCCUCUGUUUUGAGUUACUUGCAUCAAGAGUGUGAGCAAAGGGUAAUUCAUAGGGACAUUAAGGCUGGUAACAUAUUGCUAGAUGGAAGCAUGAACCCUAGGUUGGGGGAUUUUGGCUUGGCCAAGCUUAUGGACCAUGACAAGAGUCCUGUUUCAACACUAACUGCAGGCACAAUGGGGUACCUUGCUCCUGAGUAUCUCCAAUGUGGUGUGGCAAAUGAGAAGACUGAUGUUUUCAGCUAUGGGGUGGUGAUCCUUGAAGUGGCAUGUGGUAGGAGGCCAAUUGAGAAAGAGGGGCAGAAGAUGGUGAAUUUGGUGGAUUGGGUUUGGGGUUUGCACUCUCAAGGGAGGAUCAUUGAGGCUGCUGAUAGGAGGUUGAAUGGGGAGUUCAAGGAAGGGGAAAUGAGGAAGCUUUUGCUUUUGGGGCUCAGUUGUGCUAACCCUGAUAGUGCUCAAAGGCCUUCCAUGAGAAGGGUGUUGCAGAUUCUCAACAAUGAUCAAGGAGUGUCUCUUGUGGUGCCUAAAGUGAAACCAACACUUACUUUUUCCACUUCCCUGCCUUUGAGUCUUGAUGAGAUUGUCUCAGAUGCUGAUGAGGAAGAGGUCUGUCCUGGCCAGGUUGUGUGUGAGAUCAAAAUUGAUUGAAUUAGUUAGAUGCUGAAUUUGUUAUUCAUUUGAUUCUUUAGUUCUUUCUGGACAUUUGGUGUUCUAGUUUGACAUAUAGGGAAAUCCAUGGUUCAUUGACUGGAGUUCAAGCUAUUACAUUGAACUUCAUUGUGCCAAUAAUGUAUUCAAGACAUAUAAAGCUUAGUGGUUAGUUAGUAUAUACUAUAUACCAAAAUCCACUUUGUUUCUGGUCAUAUUAUAUCUUUCUCAAGUUUGCUUUGCAUAACAAUCACUCUAGUGAUAUUCACAGUAUCGUGAGUGAAGUUAGACUGUGACCCAAUAGGUUGGAGAUAAGUACAUAACUAUAGUAGGAAAAAACAAUUGUAUUCAGCACUUUCGAGUGAGAUAUUUUCUCUCUCUAAGUUUUAUGUGUAGUUAAUUAUUUUGGUGACU
This is a messenger RNA of Cajanus cajan (pigeon pea), 2416 nucleotides long. NCBI's taxonomy places the organism in Eukaryota, Viridiplantae, Streptophyta, Magnoliopsida, Fabales, Fabaceae. The record is from RefSeq and is a predicted model, not a curated record.